AUGGCACCUGUCCUUUUUCCGCCCGAAAUCUUCCAGCAAAUUAUAUCCUAUCUGAUUCACGAUCCCGACCGGGACCAUCCUCUUAGUCAUUAUGCCAGCGUUAGCCGCGUUUGGCAAAACGAGAUUGAGCCGUUGACUUUUGCCCUCCUGCAUCUUGACUUGCAGUCACUCUUACAGCUCAACUCCAUCGUGACGGCACGGCGCCGUGCGUAUGUGCGCCAUAUUCGGCUCCGCGUCAAGCUGCCUAAACCCGAGCCUUGGUCGUGGAAAUACAAGGAGACGGCUGACGAGAAACUACGGAACAACCAGGCAUUCCAAGCAGUGUUGGAGGCAUUUCUGCAGUCUCUGAGCCAGUGGGAUGUGGCCGAGGGGCAUAAAGAUGGUGUCGAGGUCACCUUUUUCGUGCCUUUGCCGCGUAAGGGGCGCGAUCAUCCGCUGGAACAAUGGAGAGUCAGAUAUAUAAAAUCGGUGCUGGAGAUGACUGAUCCUGGGCGAAUUGCGCGACUGCCCUCUGCUGCGACCAUAACUAAACUUGAAAUACCCGAUGAUCCAGAUCGAGAGAGACUAAUCUCUGUGGUGGCCGUUUGUGCUUUGUUAGCGAAGCUACCAGCAGCAACAGAAAAGGUGAGGCUCUAUUGGUGGAAAGCGGAUAGAUUUGCAAGAAUGCGAAAUGAUCUUGCAGAUGCUUUGUCCCAAAUCAGCCAUCCAAUCGAUGACUUUGACUUGCGCGACUCGUACGGUGGCGGUAAUAACCAGACUCCAACUGCGGCUACUGAGGUGUUGAUGUUGAGAGAAGGGGAAGAAGAUAGACUUUCAAAGUCCUUACACGUCGUAUCUCAACGCGUUACAGAUUUCGGCGUUAGAAGGAUUCCAGUCAGUGAUGAAAUACUCUUUCCUCGAACGCUCCCUGCGAGUUUGGCAGAGCCGCGAUGGGACCGACUCGUCUACUUCGGCUUGUAUUACCAGCCAUAUGAUCCCUGGGGUGAACCACUCUUUCUUCCCGACCCAAAUGCGGAUGACUCUAUUUCUUUGGAUGGGAGUGAGGCCUCAUUUUGGGCCACCUCCAGUACACCAAGUGCCGAGACAGAGAGGUCGUCGCUCACCCUGGAUAUUGCAACUCCAGCCAUACAGCGGCUUUACCUCGCUGCAGCACGCGCGGCCUUGCAGAUGCCCGUACUAAAAGAAAUGGAACUCGUGGCAGAGCUGGAGCCAUAUGAAUAUUGGCAUGGAUUUCGGUAUUUCGUACAUCAAGGUUCAGCAACGGCGACUUGGACCAGCAGCUCCGGGUUUGUCCCAGAAGAUGAAGUAUUAGAACACUGGCACAAGGUGCCAAAGAAGAAUCUGCAAUUGGAGCUCAAUGUUGUGAUUACAGACGAUAGGAGGGCGGUAUGA
This is a messenger RNA of Trichoderma breve, 1392 nucleotides long. RefSeq lists its product as uncharacterized. The transcript is spliced from 2 exons. The record is from RefSeq and is a predicted model, not a curated record. The coding region runs from base 1 to 1392 and encodes 463 amino acids. Lineage: Eukaryota; Fungi; Ascomycota; Sordariomycetes; Hypocreales; Hypocreaceae.